Molecule: messenger RNA, 8696 nt
Organism: Silurus meridionalis
Lineage: Eukaryota; Metazoa; Chordata; Actinopteri; Siluriformes; Siluridae
Product: A disintegrin and metalloproteinase with thrombospondin motifs 20
Exons: 38
Coding region: 272-5992 (1906 amino acids)
Biological process (GO): extracellular matrix organization; proteolysis
Cellular component (GO): extracellular matrix
Molecular function (GO): metalloendopeptidase activity; zinc ion binding
Source: RefSeq, a predicted model, not a curated record
UCUUAUGGAUGGCCGAGGGAAAGCAGCCGAGUUGGCAUCGACCCCUCAACCUAGACCGAUCUCGGAAACGCACAACGAGUAAACGCUUGCACUUUUCCCCCACUUUUGCCGGAAUCACUUGGCGAUGAGGCCAGAGCGCUCGGCAACACUGGAGUUGCAGAAGAAAGCCGAGAAUCCCAUGAGCCGCUGCUGACAAGACGGGAGAAGGAGAGCAGAAAGCCGGUGGUGGGAAGGAAGGAGGCUGCGGCUUCUGCUUCCCGCAGGAUAAACCAUGCCGCUGGCAAUCUGGCUGCUGGGACUCAUAUGUCACCUUGCAGGUCUCGCCUGGAGCCUGCACAUGCAUCGGCUGCACCCAAAGCAAGAAAGUUUCGUCAGGCAGUUGUCCGCGUACGAAAUAGUAACGCCGGUCAGAGUGAACGAUUUCGGCGAGGCGUUUCCGCAGCAAAGGCACUACAGGCGCAGGCGGAGGAGCGCGGAACCGGACCUUGGGGCUUCGGUGGCGGCUGCGGCGGCGCUCCGCUCGCACUACCGCGUCGAGGCGUUCGGCGAGCGCUUCCACCUGAACCUGAGCGCGGACGCAGCCUUCAUCGCGCCCUCGUAUGGGGUCACGCACCUGGGCGCGCCGCACAGCCGAGGACACGAGCCCGAGGACAUGCGACACUGUUUCUUCCAAGGACACGUCAAUGGACAACUUGAGCACCGCGCAGUCUUCAGCCUGUGCACCGGCCUGAUUGGUACAUUUACAACCCGCAGUGGAGAAUACUUCCUUGAACCUUUAAUGGCAGCUGAUGACACGGAGUAUGAGGAAGGACACAACAAGCCUCAUCUGGUAUACAAACACGACAGGAAGAAAAAGCAUGAUGGCGGUGCAUCUGAGCCUUGUGCAUCUUCAGAUCACAUGAAAGAACAUUUCCAUAGCAAUGAAAGCCUUGAAGAAAAGGUUAAGUCAGUAUGGAAAAGUUUUGAUAAACAUCUACCCGGGAUAAAACAGCCAUCCACAAACCAUUCCAGUGGCAGUAGGAGAAAACGCUUCUUGUCUUAUCCACGCUUCGUAGAGCUAAUGGUCACGGCAGAUGCCAAGAUGGUGCGGCACCAUGGACGCAAUCUGGAGCACUACAUUCUAACAAUCAUGUCAGUAGUAGCUGCAGUUUACAAAGAUCCCAGUGUUGGAAAUCUUAUCAAUAUCAUGAUUGUCAAGCUGAUUGUUAUUCACAAUGAACAGGAAGGGCCAAAUGUCAACCGCUAUGCUGCUGCGACGCUACACAACUUCUGUGUGUGGCAGCAAAGUCAGAAUGUUCUAGAUGACAGUCAUCCUUCUCAUCAUGACACUGCUCUGCUCAUCACCAGGGAAGAUAUCUGUCGGGAAAAAGACAAGUGUGACACAUUAGGCCUGGCAGAGCUGGGUACAAUGUGCGACCCAUACCGGAGCUGCUCCAUCAGCGAGGAGAACGGUCUGAGCUCCUCCUUCACCAUCGCCCAUGAGCUGGGCCAUGUCUUCAACAUGCCUCAUGACAACCACCCAAAGUGCCGGGAAGCAGGAAUGAAACAUCAGUAUCAUGUCAUGGCCCCAACUCUGAACUACGACACCAGCCCCUGGUCUUGGUCCAAGUGCAGCCAAAAGUACAUCACAGAGUUUCUAGAUACUGGUUAUGGGGAAUGUUUGUUGGAUGAACCAGUUGGCAGGUCCUACGACCUCCCUGUCAAGCUCCCGGGUCAAGUCUACAACGCCAAUCGGCAGUGUGAACUCAUGUUUGGACCAGGCUCCCAAGUCUGCCCAUUCAUGAGACAAUGUAAAAGGCUCUGGUGCACCAGCUCUGAAGGGGACCACAAAGGCUGCCGCACACAGCACAUGCCCCUGGCUGAUGGAACUGAAUGUGGACAUGGCAUGCACUGCAGGCAUGGUAUGUGUGUGAACAGAGAGAUGGAGACGAGGCCGGUGCAUGGUGAAUGGGGACCGUGGGGACCCUACAGUGUGUGUUCCAGGAGCUGUGGUGGCGGUACACGCAGCACAUCUAGAGACUGCAACAGACCUGAGCCAAGAAACGGUGGGCGUUUCUGUGUGGGACGGCGUAUGAAAUUCCGCUCCUGUAACACCGAGCCGUGUCCAAGGGGCUGGAAAGACUUUAGAGAAGAGCAAUGCUCGCAGUUUGAUGGCAAACAUUUUAACAUCAGUGGCCUGCCUUCCAGCGUCCGAUGGGUUCCCAAAUACAGUGGAAUCCUCAUGAAGGAUCGAUGUAAGCUGUUCUGUCGUGUUGCUGGGACAAUGUCCUACUACCAGCUGCACGAUCGAGUGGUUGAUGGAACUCCUUGUGGUCCUGACACUUAUGACAUCUGCGUUCAAGGACUUUGCAGGCAAGCGGGUUGUGAUCAUGUUUUAAACUCCAAGGCCAGGAAUGAUAAGUGUGGAGUGUGUGGAGGGGACAACUCGUCCUGUAGGACUGUUGCUGGGACUUUCAAUAAUGCACAAUAUGGUUAUAACGUUGUGGUACGAAUCCCAGCUGGUGCAACCAACAUUGAUGUCCGGCAGUUUAGCUAUUCAGGAACUCCUGAAGAUGAUAACUACCUCGCUCUUUCUGACAGCCAGUCAAACUUCCUGCUGAAUGGAAACUUUGUGGUGUCCAUGUUUAAAAGGGAAAUCUCCUUAAAAGGAACGCCGAUCGAGUACAGUGGCUCGAACACCACAGAGGAGCGCAUUAAUUGCACUGAGCGCAUGGAAGAAGAGCUCAUUCUACAGGUAUUGUGUGUGGGGAACCUCUAUAGUCCUGAUGUGCGUUAUUCAUUUAACAUUCCUAUAGAGGAGCACCAGGAGCAGUUUGUGUGGGACCCCUCAGGCCCUUGGCAGGAGUGCAGCCGCAUGUGCCAAGGAGAGCGUCGGAGAAAAGCAAUGUGUGUGCGUAAGAGUGACCGCCUGGUGGUGUCAGAUCAGAGGUGUGAGCAUCUUCCUCAACCAAGGGGUGUUACAGAGAACUGCAAUAUAGACUGUGAACUUAGGUGGCAUGUGACUGGUAAGAGUGAGUGCUCCACAAAAUGUGGGCCUGGGUAUCGUACUCUGGAGGUGCUAUGCAUGCGCUAUAGUCGAUCGAAGAGAGGAAGUGAAAGAGUAGAAUCCCGAGCGUGUGCAGAUCUGGAAAAACCUCAGAGCCGUGAGCCCUGUCAUGGAGACUGUCUUCUCAAGAACUGGCAAUACAGUGCCUGGUCUCAGUGUUCUAAAAGCUGUGGGCGAGGCACUCGUACACGUGACUCCUACUGCAUGAACAAUCUCGGCCGCAGACUGGCGGAGCGCGAGUGCAGCGUGUACCAGAGAGUCGUCUCUGAACCCUGUAACGACACGCCAUGUCCUGACUGGUCCAUCAGCGAAUGGACAGAGUGCACAGUGACGUGUGGGAAGGGGGUGAGGCGCAGACAGGUGUCCUGUGUUUUGGCAGAGGAGAGGCUCAGUGAUGAGCUCUGUGAUCCCAACCCCAAACCCCGCACCAUAAGCAGCUGUGUGCACUCAGAGUGCGCUUCCUGGCAGGUCGGCGCCUGGAGCACAUGUUCUGUGACCUGUGGCCACGGAUACCAAAUGAGAGCGGUGAGAUGUGUGUCUGGGGCUUACGACAACACUAUGGACGACCGAGAGUGUAACGCAGCGUCGAGACCACUGGAUCGCAAGGAAUGUGAUUUGCCAGCAUGUCCUCAAACAUCACCAGCAUCCAUCACACCACGACCUGCAGCAUCUGGACACCUACAUGCCCAGUGGAGAUUUGGGUCCUGGACUACAUGUUCUGUCUCCUGUGGGAAGGGAGAGAGGGCACGGUAUGUCAGCUGCAGAGACUCUCAAGGAAGAAUAGCUGAUGAGGCUUACUGCGCCCAUCUUCCUCGACCUCCAGAAACAUCAGCUUGCUUCAGCCCCUGUGGCCAGUGGAGGGAGGGAGAAUGGUCACCUUGCUCUGUGUCAUGUGGUGUGGGUCGUACGACUCGCCAGGUGGUGUGUAUGAACUACAACCAGCAGUUGGAUGAGUCUUUUUGCCACCUAGAUGAGAAGCCCAGCUCGGAGCAGGAGUGUGCUGCAGCCCCAUGUCCCUCUGUCUACCAGCUCUGGCCCAAUAACCAGCCCUACUUUCCCCAUGACCCUCGCAGCCAUCCAGGGCACAGUAGCUGGAAUGUUCCCUCAGCAGACCACCAGUGGAGGACUGGGCCCUGGGGAUCAUGUUCCAGUACGUGUGAGGGGGGCUUUCAGAGGAGAGUGGUGGUAUGCCAGGACUCAGAGGGCCGCAGCAUGAAUUACUGUGAUGAGAGAGUCAAGCCUAAUGAGUCGAAGAGCUGUGACUCAGGUCCUUGUCCUCUGUGGAACUACGGCAUAUGGGGAGAGUGUAGCCUGUCAUGUGGUGGCGGUCAGCGAACCCGGCUAGUAGUGUGCCAGCGUCCGAAUGGCCAGAGGCUGAACGAGCACAACUGCGACAUGCUCGAUAAACCUCCCGACGUAGAGCGGUGCAACAUGCAGCUAUGCCCCGGCAGCGCUUCCUGGCACAGGCGACAAUGGAAGCCGUGUUCUGUGACUUGUGGCAAGGGGACCAUCCAGAGAGAAGUAGUCUGUGUUUUCCAUAACCAGACUGAAACUGAAGAACAACACUGUGCACAUCUUCCCCGACCCAAGACACGCAAACUUUGCAGGGCAGGGCCGUGUCCCAACUGGAAAACUAACAAGUGGCAAGCGUGCACAGUCACUUGUGGGGUCGGGAUGCAGAAACGGGACGUGUAUUGUAGGUUGAAAGGCAAAGGUCGUGUACAGGAAGACUUGUGUGAUGCUCAUCUCCGACCCAGCAGUUUGCAGCAGUGUUUGUCCCCUGAGUGUCACAUUUAUAGCUGGUCAGUGAGUGAGUGGCAGGAGUGUAACGCUACAUGUGGGGAAGGUAUAAGACAUAGGACAGUCCAGUGUGUGCGUGGAGUGAAGAAUCCUGUCCCUGAGAGUCUCUGUGAGCCCUCAAGCAGACCUGAACUUUAUCAGACUUGCACUAGUGCCCCCUGUCAGUAUGUGUGGGUAACUGCAUCAUGGUCACAGUGUUCUGUGAGUUGUGGAGCAGGUUACCAGCAGAGGAUGGUGUCAUGCUCUGCAGUUCCUUUUGUUCCCAACCUGCAGGUGUUUGGUGGUCAGUCUUAUACCCAGGCUUUGCCUUCCAAAUGCCCACAGUCUCCUCCACCAAACACCCAACCAUGCCAGCUCCCAGCAUGUGUACUGCCUGUGUACUGGAAAGUUGGUCCAUGGAGCAAGUGUUCUCAGACAUGCGGUGCUGGAGUGAUGCAGAGGACAGUCGAGUGUCUCACCGAUAAACAUCUUCCCUCUCAAAACUGCUCAUUAUCCAGCCGACCUCAUUCCCAGGCAGCUUGCAGACAGAGACAAUGUGAAAUGGCCUCCAAUUGCAGGGAACUACAGAUGAGAGAAGGCAUUCAAAAAGAUGGUGAACAUCAUCUCCGAGUUAAAUCAAGAGUCCUUCAGAUUUAUUGUGCAGAAAUGCAAACAAGCUUUCCAAAGGAGUAUGUGACCCUACGCAGUGGCCACACUGACAAUUACUCAGAGGUGUAUGGAUACAGACUGAAUAACCCAUUCGAGUGUCCGCAUAAUGGUAGCAGACGUCAGGACUGUGCUUGCAGAAAUGACUAUCCUGCAGUGGGCUACACUCUGUACCACAGAGUAAGAAUGGACCUUAGCACCAUGCGAAUAAUCACCACAGAUGCACAGUUUUCUAAAACUCUCCUUGGCCACCCUGUUCCCUUUGGUAGUGCCGGUGACUGUUAUAGUGCUGCCAGAUGCCCACAGGGUCAGUUCAGCAUCAAUCUCACUGGGACAGGACUGAAAGUGGCUGAAUUGACUAAAUGGGUGCCUCAAGGCAACUAUGUCUCAGUCAAAGUCCAUCGAUCGGAGGAUGGAACACGAAUCUACGGGCGCUGUGGAGGUUUCUGUGGAAAGUGUCUUCCUCAUCCUCAUACUGGUCUCCUUGUGCAAGUCCAGUGAAAGACUGUCAAAUCAUGUCUGCAGGUGCGCAGAUUAAAAUUUCCACCAGGGGCGUAUUUCGUGAAAAACGAUCACAUUACACUGAGCUGCACGAACUCACGUGAACAAUGGUUGAUCUAUAAAAUGUAUUUAACAUGCAUAUGACCACUGGUGGUUACCUUGUUGGUGCACUGAGGCUUUAUGUCUCUUCUUAAUGGGAAAUGUCCUGUUACUCUGGUUAAUGAUCAUAACUGUAGUGAGUUACAGCUGAAGUUUUCCCUUCAUUAUCACCAAAAGAAAUGUCACAUCCAUACACAAACACAGCAUCUGUGCUGGGUCAGAACUACACACAGGACAUGUGAAAAUUAGUAACAGUAUAUAACAUGCACAGUAUAUAUCAAAUCUCAAUAUUGUUAUAUAUUGGGCCUGUCUGUUUUUCCACAUGAGACAGUAGACGGUAUUUCCAACGUUGUUCUUCAGUUUGGUCACAAAUUAAUCAAGUUUCUUCAAAACCUAAACAACAACCAGCACUCUGACUGAUAAAGUUGACUGAUAUAAUUAAAGAGUAUCAAAAAAGCUGUGAAAAAGUGUUAUUGGAGCUUUAACAUUUAACAUUAGUACACACAUACUGUAAAACAGACUCAUUCCUCCAUUGGGUGGGUUUGUAACAAUAUUUGUAACCUCUCUUGUCUUACUUGGUAUAGGACACGUUCACCUCAUACCACACAAGUAUUUAUUCCUAACCAGGGAAAAUAGUGGAAAUGUAGUUAUUCAGUAUGCAAAUACACUGAUUAUAGUAAGAAUUCUAAACAAGGCUAAGCCUAAAGCACUAGUAAAAUGAAUAGUGUUUCUAUAAUAGUGUUUGAUCCUAACUGAACAAUGUUUUCUUUUACAUUCACAAUCACAGAAGUAUGUGAUCUAAAAGCUUGACAUUUGUACACUUGCAAUAUGUAUAUGAUAAACUUCAUACGCAAUCAUUUGGGCAGUGUCUGCUCCAAAAGGGAUUUUUUUUUUUGAUGAUCGUGGAACAUUUUAGCUCCAAAGGCUUAGCCAGGAGUAAAAAAAAGGAACUACUGAAUGAUUGUCCCCUCAAUUAAUGUGCAACAGCACUGACUGAAGGGAGGUAGGUAGAUUUUUGAUUAAAAAAAAGUAAUAUUUUUUCAUGAAACAUAUUUUUAAAAGAGAAGAACCUGAAAACAGCAGAUCGCUAAAUCUUAAAAUUGUGAGAAUUAAGGAUCUCAUCGACCAACAUGAGCGUUCACAUUAUCCUGAUGAGCGUUCAAAGUUAGGCUUCGUAAUUAUAAUCAUACCGUACCUUAAAGCUUUGUUUCAAAGCCAGUCGCAAAGCACUGCAAAGAACUGUGAAGUAACUAUAAAUCAAGUUUAUUGCUGUGUAUAUAGCCAAGAAAGUGAAUAACCUGUGGGGUAAAAUAAUUAUUAAAGAAUUUUUUUUUUAUAGCUAAAGAAGACACCAGGGUUGUUUUUAGAAUGUUGCAAAUAGAGUAUGUUAUUUUUACCAAUUGCAAUUUGAGGUAUAUUACAAUGUGAUUGGCCGUUGUAAAACUGGAAAAACUACAAUCAAUUGUUCCAUUCUUUUAUUCAAUCAAUAAAGUCAUUUAUUUAGCCAAGUAUAUGUGUUUCAGAUGCAGAUCGGCCGUUAUAACCUGUGAUAGAUUAACAAUCUGACCCUACCUCCUGCAAAGUUGGUUAUUCAAAAUAUGGUCGUUUUUUUUUCAAUUUGUUUAUGUAUUCGUUUGUUUGUUUGUUUGUUUUGCUAUUUAUGUAUGACGGUAUUUAUAUUGUAAUGAUGUCUGUAGAUAUGUACAUUGUGUUGUCGCUAUGACUACUACCAAUGGCAAAACCUUAGUUUUCAGUGUUACAGGAAUGGCAUUACUUGUUAGUAAGCGAUUAACUUUCGAAAAAUAAGUAUUAAAUUGCUGGUGCUUUUUUUUUUUUUACUACUGAAAUUACCUCUACAAUUAGGUCGAAAAUAAGAGGUCUAGAGGUUCUUAUUAUUAUCUACAUAACAGAGACUUUGUGGUACAUGUAAUUUCAUGCUUAGGUGUGAUGUUGGCCUGUUAGUUAAGUGCGUUGCACCACAUGUAACAGCUGCCACUUUUGCCUUUGAUGUUAGAAGCAACCAGGAGCGAUUUGGAAACAACCUGAUCUGGCACUCUAUACUUAGACUAAAGUCUUCACUUGUGGGUGCAUGUACACCAAUCAAGGGACUUUCACACAUCAUCUCAGUUCAUUUUCAUUUAAAAGAGCAGCAGUCUUAUAUAAAUCUAUGAGCAGCUAACAUUACAUUGGUUAUUGUUGUUUUGACAGGCAACUGAACUCCGAGGUCUGUAUCAGAAAUAAAACAAUUACGAGAUGCACAAUGUGCCAAGAAAUGUGUAGAAACGUGUCACUUCUGUAUUCAUAAAAUAAUAGUUUGAAAUGGUACACUUUUUUUAAAAAACAUGUAUACUUGAAAUGCAAAUAAUGAAUAGUCAUUAUGUCUAGGUACAAAUGAUGAAAUCAAAAAACGGGCCCAUUGGCCAUGUAUUAUCCAAAGAUGUUUUACAGAGGCCAUUUUUUUUUUUUAUCUGUAUGAUUGGUGUGGAUUUUUUUAUAAUAAAAUCAUGAAUUAUGCUAUGGUGCUAUGUUUAGUAGUAAGAAAGGAUAUGUGAUCAAUCCUGUAAGACAUGCCACUGUACUAACUCUAAUUUAAAAGAGCAAUAAA